UACAGCCUGCCUGUUUUGGCAGUGUGUCCCCAGUGUCGCUCCCGAGUGAGGCAGACCCGGGGAUGCGGGCAGGGGCCAGCCUGCACCCCGCCACUGCGGCUGGGGCAGCCAAGGGGCGACCGACCGUGGGGGCGCUGGGGGCUGCGUUACUGAAAGGGCGUCUGAGCCGCUUCUCUCUCUCCCUCCAUUAGCUCCGGGAGGAUAAAACUGAGAAGUUACUCCAGAAUAAAUGACAACUUUUUAUUCCUUUUCCCAUUUGUCGGGACACGAAGCUUUCACCAGAGGGACCUGUCCGUCUCCAGGCUGCCUCUUGCAAAGGGUUCCCAGAGCAGCAUUCAUCACCCUUCAAACUCCCUUUAUUCUCGGGAGCGUCUUCUCCGAGAGCUGCACGGACGAGAAAAGCCACCGUAUCCUGGCCAGGCUGUGCCUCGACUACAGCAGCGGAGCCCUGACUGGGGACCUCUGUGAAGACCUGUGUGUGGCACAGAAGCUGGUGUACAAACACUGCCUGUACUAUGACAGCGGUAAGAAGGUCAUCCAGGCUGAUUGGAGAGGCCAGCCCAUCAUACUGAAAUCCAAAAAAGAAAGCUUUUCGAGCUACCAGCACCUCAGUAUGCUAGAGGAGGUGGAAACACAGGAUAUCCCCGAAACAGAGCUUCUGCUUAUGGUAGCUUUGGAGGUCAAAAAUGCCUUGGGGCUAGAACUGUCUAACAAUACCAUGGGGCCCCUGUGGACAAGGAAGAAGGGACCACGUUGGAAAGCACAGGUGGCCAGCAUGUGGUCCUUGCUCCAGCAGGAAGAAUAUAUCUACUUCAGUUUGCUGCAGGACUUCAGCAAACAUGUGCUACGAAUUAUUGGCUCUUGUGGACACUUUUAUGCUGUGGAGUAUCUCACAGCUGGACAUGCCUGGCACAAAACUCUUUUCCCCUUGGAAAACGUGAUGGGCCCCUCCCUUAGUGGCCACAGGAGUAGGGUGAGAGCCAUCAUUGACAUUGCACUCAGCUUUCUGGACAUGGUGCAGCACUUUGAUAACGAUUUCUCUCACCGCCUUCACCUGUGCGACAUCAAACCAGAAAACUUCGCUAUCAGGCACGAUCUCACGGUGGUGGCCAUUGAUGUGGAUAUGGCCUUUUUUGAACCCAAAAUGAGAGACAUCUUGGAACAGAAGUGCACAGGAGACGAAGAUUGUAAUUUCUUUGAUUGCUUUUCAAAAUGCAAUCUGAAAAUCAGAAAAUGUGGAGCACAGAGAGCCAAUAACAACUUGCAAGUCAUUUGUGACAAGAUAUUCCGCCGCUGGUUUUCCCCCAGUCUCAGAGGAGCGCUGGUGUCCCUGCCCCUGCAGCUGCAGCUGCAGAAAGCCGUGCAGGAGUGUGCUCAGCCGGGGCCCACGGGUGCCACGGGGCACCAGGGGGCUCUGAAAUCCCUCUCGGAGCUCUACCACCUGCUGAGGGUCACCCAGCGGGAGCUGCAAGGGCCAGGGUAGGCACAAAGGGCAGCGCAUCCUGCACAGGCCGCACCCCACCUCUCUGCCGCCCUCCUAACCCUGGAUUUUACAGCACAGAGAUUGCUUUUCUGCUAUGCAAAUGAAGUUCAUAGCUGCAGGUGCAGCACGUCCUGAUGAAACCCUCUAAAAUGUUAAAUUGCUUUACAUGGAUUCUGUUCUUGCUUGUUCUCCGGAGGAAGCACUGCCCCUCUCCAUCAGCAUACAGCACAUCCUUCUGGGCUGCAGUCGCUGCUCAGAUAGCAUCUGUCUGAGGGUGCUGCUCAGAGGAUGGAUGCACUGACAGAAGAAAAGUGUAAGUGCAGCAAAACUCGAUCAAUAAUUAAAAGAAUGGGUGGGUGGGUGUGAAUAAGUACAUGCAAGGUGUUUGUUUUAGUUUCUCUGUCAAAUGAGGUGAGUUUUUACAGUAGAUACAGAGCAUUUUGUGUGGGGAAAAAAAAAAAAAAAAGAGGGGAUCUCAAACAGGGAAAUGUGCUGUCACACAAGGAAAGAGUUGCUUUUGUAUAAAGCAGUCCUUCCUGAUGUCCCCAAAUGCAUUUCCUCUGGGCCAUUGCAUUACCUGUGCCAUUGCUGACUCUUUUGGGGAAAAAUUAUAUAAAGGUACUUUGGACUUUUCUAGGGCAAAAUAAUUAUACCCCUGCUGAGCUCCCAUGUGGGUACUCAUAUUCUGCAGUGAAGAGGUAUGAAUAAUGCUGCUGGAUUUUCCCUUGUGAACAAGCCCUCAGGCACUUGUACAUCAGAGCACUUGAUAAGAAGCACUCCUUUGCCAGAGAGCAGAAUUGCCCAGGAAUGUCAACAAUCUGUCCUUUGCACAGAACAAUAUCCAGAGGCAGAGUUUUCUUCCAUGAUAUUUUUUUAAUGAACAAAAGGAAACUUUUUUGGUACAAAUUCAUUGUCUUGUGAUCAGUUAUGUAAAUAAAGAUCUCUAGAUUAACUUGAAA
Messenger RNA from Melospiza melodia melodia, 2442 nucleotides. RefSeq names its product divergent protein kinase domain 1C (gene DIPK1C). NCBI's taxonomy places the organism in Eukaryota, Metazoa, Chordata, Aves, Passeriformes, Passerellidae. The transcript has 5 exons. The record is from RefSeq and is a predicted model, not a curated record. Bases 230 to 1483 code for a protein of 417 amino acids.